This is a messenger RNA of Hymenoscyphus albidus, 840 nucleotides long. The record is from the annotation of a GenBank genome assembly. NCBI's taxonomy places the organism in Eukaryota, Fungi, Ascomycota, Leotiomycetes, Helotiales, Helotiaceae.
AUGCGUUUCGCGCCCUACAACCCGUCACCCUACUCCGCGAAAACUAUCACGCACGCCCUCCUCACACCUGCCAUCACUGGCACCGACGCGCGCAACCAACUACACCCCCAAAAGAAAAAGGUUCCGCCCAAACACCGCUUUGAGAAAUGCGCUCUCUUCGUUCCGCCAAAGGAUACGAAGGGGCCAGGGUGUAUCUUCUCGCCUGCGCAACCAGAGGGGGUACCUGGUCCGAGGUUUGUGAGGGGCGUGAGGGAUAAUCAGAUUUUGAUCUUUGCUGCUGGGUAUUGUCCUGAGAAGAAGGGAGGGGAAAGAGGGGAGGGAGGAGGGGAGGGAGGAGGAGGAGCAGGGUGUGCAUUUACUUUCCGACCUCCAGGAUGGAGUAGGAAGGAUGUCUUUCAUGACGGUACCGUGGCUUUUCGUCUCGAGACUCGUGGUCCUCCGACACCUACAUCGAGAGCCUCGGCGGCGGAUCUUCAUACGAAUGAGCGUGCGGAACUACGUGCUGUUAUUGCGGCGUUUCAGUUCAGACGCUGGGAUGUGGAAGGUUGGGAGAGCGUGGUGGUUGCGACGGACUCGGAGUAUGUGGUUAGUGGAGCGACGGAGAAGGUGUGGAGGUGGAGAGAGAAGAAGUGGAGGACUGUGAGGAAGAAGGCGGUUUUGAAUCGGGACCUUUGGGAGGUGUUGAUCAAGGUGAUUGAGCAGAUUGGACGGAAUGGGUUGGAAGUCUUGUUUUGGAAGAUCAAGAAGGAGGAUAAUGUUGCGAGUGGGGGAGCGAGAGAUGCGAGUGCGUUGAAGGAGGUUGAUGGGGAGUUUACGGAGUAUCGUGGGAUUGAGAUGUAG